Molecule: messenger RNA, 464 nt
Organism: Ipomoea nil (Japanese morning glory)
Lineage: Eukaryota; Viridiplantae; Streptophyta; Magnoliopsida; Solanales; Convolvulaceae
Product: AAA-ATPase At5g57480-like
Exons: 1
Coding region: 29-328 (99 amino acids)
Source: RefSeq, a predicted model, not a curated record
CUCGAUCCCGCAUUGCUGUGCAAGGUGAAUGAACAAGCACAUCCACAUGAGCUACUGUACUUUUCCAGCCCUCAAAAUCCUCCUCAAGAACUACCUAGGCUACGACGACGCCAAUGUAGAGAACAACCUCUCCAGCGAACUAGAGGAUGUGAUUGAGGCGGUGGAGAUGACGCCGGCGGACAUCAACGAGGUGCUGAUAAAGAACAGGAGAAACAAGAAGGCAACAAUGGGGGAAUUAGUGAAGAUUUUGAGAGGGAGAGCAGAGAUGAACAAGGCAAAGUCCGGGGAGAAGAUGAGCGAUCAUGAAGAAGAGCAAGAGAAGUGUUAACAGUGAACUUCCAAUAAUAUCCCUAAAAAAUUGCCGUCUAAGUUGCCUGGGGACCAAAAUGGUUAAAAAAUUAAUAGUCAAAGGGUGUAAUUAGCCAAAUCAAAAUAACUAGGACCAAAAAGGUGAAAUCGACAUA